AUGAACCCCCCAAACAGUAACCUCCGCGCCUUCAACCUAGCCGUGACCACCCUCCUCAAAAACCCUUCCCACAUCCUCCCGCACCUCAACAUUCCCACCUUCACCCAGCUCCCCGAACACCUCGGCCCCGCGAUCUCCGCCUCCCUCGCCAGCAGCAGCAGCAGCAGCAGCAGCACGCCGCUAGAAAAACCCCCCAAAAUCCACAUCCGCGCCCUCAUCCUCGACAAAGACGCCACGCUCUGCGCGGCGCAGACCACAACCUUCCCACCGGAGAUCCUCGCCAAACUGACGGCGCUGCGCACCGCCCCGACCUCGCCAUUCACGGCGCCCAACUCGAUCCUGAUCGUGUCGAACCGCGCGGGGAGCCAUCCGCGCUACGACGAGGAGGUCCGCAGCCUGGAGACGCAGCUGGCGGGGCUCGCCAUCCCCGUGUUCCGGCUGCCGCCGGGAGUGGCCAAGAAGCCCUUCUGCGGGGCGGAGGUGCUGGCCUGGUUCCGGGAGCGCGGGGUCGUGGCGCGCGCGGACGAGAUCGCCGUCGUGGGCGAUCGGCUGGGCACCGAUGUGCUGAUGGCGCGCGAGAUGGGCGCGUGGAGUGUCUGGUGUCGGGAUGGGAUCGAUCCCCGCGGAACACGGGAGGGGGCCAAUGUGUUGGAGCGCAUGGAGAGGUGGGUGGAGCGGUACCUUCGGGUCAAUCGCGGGUUGCAGGCGCCAGUGCCCAAGGGGUUUGCGCAAUGAUU
This is a messenger RNA of Aspergillus uvarum CBS 121591, 737 nucleotides long. Its product is annotated as phosphatidylglycerophosphatase. Gene Ontology annotation, molecular function: phosphatidylglycerophosphatase activity. The record is from RefSeq and is a predicted model, not a curated record. The transcript has a single exon. Lineage: Eukaryota; Fungi; Ascomycota; Eurotiomycetes; Eurotiales; Aspergillaceae. The coding region runs from base 1 to 735 and encodes 244 amino acids.